This is a messenger RNA of Patiria miniata (bat star), 2763 nucleotides long. RefSeq names its product aminopeptidase N-like. Gene Ontology annotation, molecular function: metalloaminopeptidase activity; peptide binding; zinc ion binding. The transcript is spliced from 15 exons. Gene Ontology annotation, biological process: proteolysis; peptide catabolic process. The record is from RefSeq and is a predicted model, not a curated record. Lineage: Eukaryota; Metazoa; Echinodermata; Asteroidea; Valvatida; Asterinidae. Bases 16 to 2763 code for a protein of 915 amino acids. Gene Ontology annotation, cellular component: cytoplasm.
UUGAAAAAUACCAAGAUGGGUCGACGUGGCGAGUUCAACUUGGAAGAAGAGCCCGGUCGUAAAGGGAACGGUAUCUACUGCAGUCAGGGCGUUCUCGUCUUCACCGUUCUUACAGUAUGCGUGUUAAUUGCAGCCACAUCGCUCAUGACGUACUACAUCCCUCUCUCCCUCAAGGACGACGGUGUUGCAACCAAAGCACCUGCAGCCUGGACUGAUGCUCCAACUAACAAGCCCAUGGCUACCGAUCCACCUGCCGAACCGACCACCACGCCACCUUCGGAUCUCAUGCGAGGCCGGCUGCCGAAGACGGUUCUGCCUCGCCGGUAUGAAGUCAACCUGCGACCGUUCCUAUAUGAUGAUGAUGUUCCCGACUCCAAAAUGGGAGAGAGGUUCACCUUCGAUGGUUGGGUGCGGAUUAAAGUCGAAUGCAUCGAACCGAGGGAUGAGAUUACUCUGCACUCCAAAAAUAUCACCAUUCAUGGCAUGCCUACCGUCCUUAGUGUCAGCACCCUAGACAAGACCGAUCUCUUUGAGAGCUAUAAGAUGGUGGAGGAAUACGCGUUUAUGAUCCUGAAGUUGAAACAAAUGAUGAAGCCACACCAGGAAUAUGACAUCUACAUGCAGUACUCAGGAAUUCUGGGGGAUGACGAAGCAGGAUUCUACCCUGACAUGUAUCUGGAUCGCUUCAACAAUACAAGAUACAUCGCAACGACUCAGAUGGAAGGGCCGUACGCACGACGCGUACUUCCAUGUUUUGAUGAGCCUACCUUCAAAGCUUCCUACGACGUUCAACUGGAACAUCGUAACGAUAUGCAGGCGCUUUCUAACGGCAUUGAGACGAAGCACAUCCGGCUGGAUGGACACUGGUCCAGGACUUACUUCGAACGAGUCCCGUCGGUGCCCACCUACCUUCUGGCUUUUGUAGUACAUGACUUUUCUUCCAUCAAUGUCACCAAUGCCAAUGGGUGUUUGAUUCGUGUGUGGUGUCAGCCGGACCUCAUUCACCUAGCUCCCUACGCCCUCAAUGUCUCAGAUAGGGUCCAGACAUAUUUCGACGAUUACCUAGGCAGCGAAUACCCACUGGCUAAACUAGAUCACAUAGCGGUCCCGAGCGAAGUUGCAAUGGAGAACUGGGGCCUGAUCAUCUACGAAGACUCAUACCUUCUCUACGGAUUGCAGGCUUUAUACGGAGAGGCGUACUGCUCUGAAACCAUCACCCAUGAAUUGGCACAUAUGUGGUUUGGUAACCUUGUGACAAUGGAGUGGUGGGACGACCUGUGGCUUAACGAAGGCUUCGCAACCUACAUGGAGCACAUAGGUGUCGAUCACGUGCACCCUGAAUUCAACAAGUUCCAAAGCUUCUACAACGACAUCACCGAAGGAGCUCUGGCUAUUGAUAGUCUGGGUACCUUUCCUGCUAUAAGAGCACCAGUCUACGCAGAUGAUGACGACAUAAGCAAUGCAUUUUCAUUCGUUACGUACUAUAAGGGUGGAUCGCUGCUCUAUAUGAUGGAGCAUUUCCUGACAAUUGAGGUCUUUAAUCAAGGUGUGAAAAACUACCUCAAGGAACGCGCUUACAAAAAUGCCAACGCGGAGCACCUGUGGCACGAACUAACUUACGCUGACAGGGAUGUUGGUAAACACGACGUGAAGAAGAUCAUGGAUACUUGGACCUUACAGCGUGGUUAUCCCUUGAUAACACUGACAAGAACAGGGAACAGCAUCGUGGCCACACAGAGGAUUUUCCUUCAGAUUAACAAAACAAUUGAAGAUGACGGAUUUGGAGACCUUGGGUAUAAAUGGUAUGUUCCUCUCACAUAUGUGUACGAGUCUGGACCUGGUGAUCAAUAUGAAAAACCGCAACAAGUUUGGAUGGAACCAUCAGACGAUUACACAUACUUCGAUCUACCAGACGAUGCUAAAGCUGACGACUGGUACCUGGCCAAUGCCAAGAUGACUGGUUUCUAUCGCGUCAACUACGAAGACGACAACUGGCAACGACUCUUGGAUCAAGCAGCAAUGGACCCCGACGUCUUCAGUGAGGAAAACAAGGUGGGUCUGAUCAAAGACUCGUUCAACCUGGCAAAGACAGAGGUCGUUCCGAUGUCAUAUUAUCGCAGCUUCUCUGAAAGUCUUAGAAACAAUUCCAGGAGAACCAGACGAGCUGCUGUUUCAACUUCAUCCUAUUUUGCCAAGAUGUUGGACACUAAGACCAACAUCAAAAGGCGCUCUGCUGUACAGACUUAUGCGCAAAGUCUAGUAGAGCCACUGUACAUGGAGUCUGGUUGGGAUGAGAGCUUUGUUCCUGAUUUACCAGCAGCAAGUGUUCGACGCGGAAAGAGUAGCCGGUUUGACAUAACUUCGAUAGCAUGUCGCUAUGGCAACAGACACUGCAUUACCAAGGCAACCGACAUGUACAAGGAAUACAUGAAUGAUCCGACAUAUAACACAAUUCCAGACAAUUUCAGAACGACUGUGUACUGCAAUGGCAUUCGUUUUGGAGGCGAAUCGGAGUGGGACUUUGCUUUUGAUAUGCUGCGAACAGGUGACGACCGCCACGAGAGGGCGCGAUGGGCUAGCGCCCUCACGUGUUCUGUAGACGCUUCUCUUCUUCAGAGUUAUCUACAGUUGAUGAUGGAUUCAACCACUUUCAGUCGGAGGGAUGUCGAGCUUAUCCUUAUGGGCGUGGCCGAAAAUCCCGAUGGAUGCGCGGUGGCUUGGGACUUUUUGCGCGACAACUGGGAUGCAAUCAGUACCAUGUAA